ACAUUUUCCAUCCAUGGAUUGGCUUGUUUUGUUCAGUUUUACUUUGAGUGUUUGAGGUUGUCUUUUCGACGUAACAGCUAAACCCACGGCUUCCUUUCUCGUAAAACCAAAACAAAAAGGCUUUCUAUUCAGGUACCUUCUGUGUGUGCACAUGUGUAGUACCUAUCUGGGAUCAAAGCCGACUAUAUAAAGUCCUUGGUUCUGUGUGGGUUCAAACACAUUUCAAAGCUUCAGGAUCCUGAAAGGUUUCGCUCUGCUUCCUGAAGACCCAAUACGGCGCCCAUAAAGCCAUGGCUCGCCUUGGAUUCCAGAGGCAGGGGACUCAGCUGGAUCUGGCUUCCAGGACUUGGUCCUGCGCUGCCCUGUUUUCUCUUCUCUUCCUCCCGGUCUUCUCUAAAGCACUGCAUGUGUCCCAGCCUGCAGUGGUUCUGGCCAGCAGCCGAGGUGUCGCCAGCUUUGUGUGUGAGUAUGCAUCUUCUCACAAAGCCACCGAGGUCCGGGUGACAGUGCUGCGGCAGGCCAACAGCCAGAUGACUGAAGUAUGCGCCAUGACGUACACCGUGGAGAAUGAGUUGACCUUCAUUGAUGAUUCUACCUGCACUGGCAUCUCCCAUGGAAACAAAGUGAACCUGACCAUCCAAGGGCUGAGUGCCAUGGACACGGGGCUCUACAUCUGCAAGGUGGAGCUCAUGUAUCCACCACCGUACUAUGUGGGCAUGGGCAAUGGAACCCAGAUUUAUGUCAUUGCUAAAGAAAAGAAGCCCUCUCACAACAGGGGUCUAUGUGAAAAUGCCCCCAACAGAGCCCGAGUGUGAAAAGCAAUUCCAGCCUUAUUUUAUUCCUAUUAAUUGAGAGGCGAUUUAUGAAGAAGAAAGACCAUGUUCCAAUUUCCAAGAGCUGAGGCAAUUGUAACUUUUUGGCAAUCCAGCUAUUUUUAUUUGUUUGUGUAUUUUGGGGCAAUUCAUCCCUCUUUAAUAUAAAGAUGGAUGCAGAAUCCAAAUUAAGCAUGCUAAAAUUUAAAGCAAAGGAGCAGGAAAGCAGAGUUCAGUCAUGUCUGAUCUAGUUUUAUUAAAACAUCACUUGGGAGCAAAAUGAGGAUGCAGCAUUACAAUGUAAGUUCAAGUCAAUAAGUUAAGGAAUGGCACAGUUCAAAGAAAAAGCAGAAGGGAGUGAGGGAGAAGACUAUGUUGUCCACACCUUGUUUUUGACGUGUGAGACAUUUACAGCUGAAAUGAUCUUUUCGAGUUAAAUUUUGUCAUGUUAUUUUUCUUAACAAAAAUAUAAAUACAUGAAGACUUUAAAAAUACUCACAUGGCUGUUUUGGCCUGUGAUUGCAAAGGUUGUAUUGUACCAAUAUGUUUUUUUUUUUUUAAUCUGAUAGUAUUGUGCAUGGGGGUCACAUGUGCUUUUGCGUAUUUGCUGAUCGUCUGAAUACAAACACUAUAUGGCAGUGUCUUCCCAUUGCGGAUUCUAGGAAAGUUUUGUGGAGGCGCUCAGGACACUAAUACAUGAGGUAGAAUACAAGGUCACUUGCUAACUUGUUCGUAAACUGGAGGAGGUCACUGGAAUACUCAACUGUACUGAAACAUAAUUUAAAUUGACACAGCUUUGGGCUGUUAUGCCAGCUCCUUCCAGUGGUUUGCAAGGAAGCCCAUACUGGUAUUAUCUGUUCAACAGAACACUGUGGUCAAGACGAUGGCUCAAUCCAAGAGACUUGUAAGUGGAACCAAAUAGGAAGCUCCAGUUCCAUGGGCUCGAUUCCUUACACACACAUGGUUAGUGUCAUGGACGGAAGAAAGCAGCAGGUGGCAGAAUGUGUGCAUGGUUUCUGAAAACUAACACUGUUGGUGUUUUUUAACUCAAUAUUUUCCGUGAAAAUGCAACAACGUGUAUAAUAUUUUUAAUUAAAUAAAAAUCGGUGGUGGUCAUAUAUCA
Messenger RNA from Oryctolagus cuniculus (rabbit), 1935 nucleotides. RefSeq names its product cytotoxic T-lymphocyte associated protein 4 (gene CTLA4). Gene Ontology annotation, biological process: negative regulation of regulatory T cell differentiation; regulation of T cell proliferation; immune response. The record is from RefSeq and is a predicted model, not a curated record. Gene Ontology annotation, cellular component: external side of plasma membrane; membrane. NCBI's taxonomy places the organism in Eukaryota, Metazoa, Chordata, Mammalia, Lagomorpha, Leporidae.